AAUUACAUAAAUGACCUGUUUCGAUGACUUUUACAAAUACUCAUACUCUCUCUAACGUUUUCGCAAUAAACUAACUGUUAAAACGAUAUACAUAUUAACCGAGCGCGAAAGGAUAUAUUUGAAAGCCAUCAAACUCUCGUGGUUUACAACUCGGAACUCAGACACUAGACAAAAAGCAAUAAUAUGGGCUCGACUUGCUCCAAAACAAAUGCAAAAACAACUACUACAGCCGAUGUUGUUGUAACUACUAACGAUAGCAUUGCAAACACAUUCAAUGACAAUAAUAGUUGUUUACUGGCAGUGCAAUUUGAAAAUGUGAAAUCCAUCAGAGUCUUGAAGUACCAGAGCGCGAUAGACGAAUGGACUAUUAUACACGAAAUACCCGUGAAAGGUCUCUACCGCACCGCCAUAGUAAAACACUACAUGCUCUUCCAUGACUGGCAGGAUGGCGUACGUGUUUGUUGUUAUGACACAACAACACGCGCCAUACGUACAUUGAAACCGUUAAAAGCGGAUCAACCGUAUUGGAGCUGUUACUGCGCUGCCGAAUAUCAAGAGCGCCUUUACUUAAUCGGCGCUGAGACGCACGAUAAUAGCAAAGUCUACGCAUGGGAUCCGGAAAAAGACGUGUUGACCGAGGCGCCAAAGCUGAUUAUUGGUCGAACACGGACAACGGCCUUGAAACAUGACGGUUACUUGUAUGUGGCCGGUGGCAUGAUCUCCAAUGAUGGCAAUGAACGCGACACCAACUCGGUAGAACGGUACAAUCCGCGACGCAACUGUUGGGAACGUUGCGCUCCGAUGUUGCAAGCGCGCGCCGUGGCCGGGUUGGCCUCCGCCGGUCGUUUCAUAUUCGUUGUGGGUGGCGACUGCGCGGCGACACCAACAAAUAUGGUGGAGCGCUAUGACACGCAUACCAACAAAUGGACUCAGUUGAGUGCGAUGCAUAUCCCAAAAAUUUUCCCCGGCACUAUAUUUUUUAACAACCGUCUCAUGGUUUGUGGCAACUCUAGCGAUUAAGAGGAUUGCUCAUUAGUAGAAGAAUUCGAUGAGGCGACCAAAAAAUGGAUUCGAAAGAACAAAAUGCCCAUAGAUGGUUCCUUCUCAUAUAUGGUGGCUUCACCGGCAUGGGUCAGGCAGUUAGAGUCACUCAAUUGAAUAAAAAAUUCAGUGAUUAAUAUAAUUUAAAAAAAAACUAGAACUUAAUGAGAAACGUAAUAUUUUAUUCUUUUUAUUUACAACUUUUUUAAUAAAAAAUGUGUAACAAUUUUCAUAAAUAAAGUAAAACAACA
Molecule: messenger RNA, 1292 nt
Organism: Bactrocera dorsalis (oriental fruit fly)
Lineage: Eukaryota; Metazoa; Arthropoda; Insecta; Diptera; Tephritidae
Product: kelch-like protein diablo
Exons: 5
Coding region: 184-1020 (278 amino acids)
Molecular function (GO): protein binding
Source: RefSeq, a predicted model, not a curated record